GCACAAAAAUUCGAUUAUAAUCUUACAUAAUGAGGUAUAAUUUGAUAAUUUUUCACUGGGAAUUGUUCUCUUCAUCAUAUAGAUAAAACAUUAUUUGAUCGAGAAACUCGUGAUAAAUUUGAAGUACUUCUUACACAUAUCGUUACAACAAAACAAGAAUAUGCUCAAACACAAAAAUGGUUUGAAACUAUUCGUACUCAAGUCGAUUUAAUUCAUCAAACACAUCCUCAAUUAACAAUAACAUAUCAUACAUUACGUCUUCCGUCAUCAUCAACCAUUCCAUUAUAUUCUCAACCAAUUUAUUUAUUAGAUUUUUUUCAAACAAAACUUCGUACAAAUUCUCUAAUAUUUCUUACAAAUCCAUAUGUUAAUAUUGACUCAGAUUUUUUUAAUCGAUGUCGUUUGAAUGUUAUUGAAAAUACUCAAAUCUUUUUUCCAAUUGCUUUUUAUCAAUAUCAUCCAUAUAUUAUUGAGCGUACAUAUCAUAUUAAAGAUAACUCAACAAUUGAUUUACAUAAAUUAAAUGGUUGGUUUAAUUCUUAUACAUAUGAUCAUAUUGGACUUUAUAUGACUGAUUAUUUAAAUUUAAAAAAACUUAUUUCAUAUCAUAACAUAACAAUAUCAACAAGUAAUCUUUAUGACUUAUUUAUUCAAUUAACUGAUCUACAUAUUUUACAUGCACCUGAUCAUUCAUUACGUGUACAUUAUCGAUCGAUUAAAUGUGAUUCAACAAUACAAACAAAUUCAAUUGAAUAUAAUCGAUGUUUAAUGCAACAAGAAAAAGGUUUAGCAUCACAUAGUCAAUUAGCCAUGGUUAUUAUUGAAAAUGAACAGACACAAAAGAAAAAUAAAUAA
Molecule: messenger RNA, 855 nt
Organism: Adineta steineri
Lineage: Eukaryota; Metazoa; Rotifera; Eurotatoria; Adinetida; Adinetidae
Source: the annotation of a GenBank genome assembly